AAAAAGAAGUUGAAAUGGUUGUGGUAGUGGUUAAAACCAAUUAAAAACAAUGGUUAUGGUGGUUUUAUUUGGUUUUGGUUUUGGUGGUUUUAAGCCCUGCUUUGGAGUUUUCAACUUCAAGUUUGCUCUAUAAAAUUGGAUCAGUUUUCUGCUUUUGCAUUCAUUUCAGUGAAGAAAUGUGACCAUUUAUCAAUUUUUACGCGACGUAUUUCGUGUAUCGUGUUCAUGCUAUAAAAUUUGUCUAAAUCUGAAAGUUGAUAAACGUUUCGCUGGGACUUGCUUUUCUUGAACAAAACGCAAAAGAACUUCUGUAUUAUUUGAAAUUUCGUUAUUUUGUUGAAUUCUUCUGUUUACGAAUGGAGCUGGACUCGGUGCCAAGUGAAGAUGAGAUUGGUGGCUACAUCCCACUCGAAAGACCAUCGUGCAGUAGCAUGAAUGUUGCUCAAGAGCCACCUCGACAACCGAUUGUGUAUUCCGACGAAGAAGGUCGCUUGGAAACUUCAUCUGAUGAUUCGGAUGAUGCACGAAUUGUAAAAAAUUCCCUCAAACGUAAGAUUCCUCCGAAACCUAUUGCCCCUACUGACGUUACCAAGAAAAAAAAGUUCAACGUGUGGUCCGAAAUACUUCAAGAAGAUGCCAUUGAAAAUCAAUUCAAUGAUUCUCAAUUUUUCGGAGGCUGCCGUGGAAAUGAAACUUAUAACUACCGCAUGAAGUAUUUUGUUAAUGGUAACGACUAUGGAGCCGGUGACGAUGUUCAAGUAAACGACAACUCUGAGAAAAAUGAUUUCUCGGAUGUGAAAAAUCGUCCUUGGGCUAAACGACGUAAGUUCAACAAGAAACUAAAACUCGGCUCACUUGAUGUGACUGUCGAAGACUCUGAUAAAAAUGUUGCCUUGGAUAUUGCGAAAAAAUUGAAUGAACCAAAAACUGACUUGAUUGAAAAAAUUGUCAGCACCAUUGGAAAAGAGAAAGCUAUAGAGGUAUUCAAUAAAACAAAAGAUAUUGAACAAAAAGGAGGCUACAUGACACUGGAUAAAAGCCGUCGUCGUACUUCUGGCGGUGUUUUCUUAAAAUUAGUCAAAAGUAGUAAAUUAUCGAGGAAACAGUUCGAUGCGAUUUUCAAGUACAACGAUGGUUUUGUUCAGAAGCGUGGUAAAUUUAAUAAAAAGAAGGAGAAAAAAGAAAUGCCAAUAGACGAAAACGAGUCAAGUAGAGACGACGACUACAAGAGUUUACCAACUCGAGCAGAACUUGAACUUUCACUAUGCACCGAGGAUAAUGAGACAAACGUGUUGAAAAAUCCUCCACCAUCUCCCGUUUAUCCUUCGCUUUCGCAGUCGGGUAAUCCGUGCCCUUUAUCCGAUUUAUUCCCAAAUAACGCCGCUACAUGGUCGCACUCGGAUUCAUUCAAUUCUGAUUCAAAUCCUGGUACUUAUGGUACUUGGUCACCGAAGCAUUCUUUCGAUUCUGAUUCUGCUUCAAAGAAUCCAUCAGCACCUCCCGUUUCUCCAUCCUAUUCUCCUCAUUCUCCUACAUAUUCUCCCACCGCUCCGGUAAAUGUAUUAUUAGAUACGGUAAAUUCUUCUGAUUCUUAGUUUUAUUUAUUCGAGCAAAUUUCGUUGAUACCAUGUAAAAUAUGUGUUCAAUGAGAACUACCUAUCCAAUUUACUAAUUACUACUACCACCACCUUCGAUAGAGUUAAGACAUUAGAAUGUACAUAAAUAAAAUUUCAGCAUUGAAUGUUCAGCAUUAUGCCUUUAUUGUUUUGGGCAUUUUAACAUUUUUUGUAUUUCUUUUUCGAGUACAAUUUACAUUAUUUCAGUACGAGCAACUCUAGAAUUCGCAGUUAAAUCAUCGUUUCAUCGACGAGAAAAUUGUUUUGUAUUUGUUACGUUUAUUGUUUUAAUGAUCGCGACUCGUUAAUUUAUUAUAAAUUAUUAAAUAAAACAUUAUCGAUUUUA
This is a messenger RNA of Planococcus citri (citrus mealybug), 1962 nucleotides long. Its product is annotated as phosphorylated adapter RNA export protein-like. Gene Ontology annotation, biological process: snRNA export from nucleus. The transcript has 6 exons. The coding region runs from base 357 to 1595 and encodes 412 amino acids. The record is from RefSeq and is a predicted model, not a curated record. NCBI's taxonomy places the organism in Eukaryota, Metazoa, Arthropoda, Insecta, Hemiptera, Pseudococcidae. Gene Ontology annotation, cellular component: nucleus.